AUGAGCUGCCUUGCUGACAAGCAGACAAUGGGCCUCCGCAGCGGAACCUUCCAAGUCCACGUCGGCAAAGACGACAAUAUGGUCACCUUCCACAUCCACAUCUCCGUCGCCUGCAAAUACUCCAGCUUCUUCCGCUCAGCCGUCAUCUGGUCCUGGGUCAGAUCCACCGGCGACGUCGUCAACCUCCCCGAGUACGAGCCCGACACGUUUGAACUCUACCUGCAGUGGCGCUACACGAACACCCUUCCUGUCAGCGAAGAAUCGGAAGAGAAACCAUAG
Molecule: messenger RNA, 279 nt
Organism: Aspergillus thermomutatus
Lineage: Eukaryota; Fungi; Ascomycota; Eurotiomycetes; Eurotiales; Aspergillaceae
Product: BTB/POZ domain-containing protein
Exons: 2
Coding region: 1-279 (92 amino acids)
Molecular function (GO): protein binding
Source: RefSeq, a predicted model, not a curated record